This is a messenger RNA of Carlito syrichta (Philippine tarsier), 2701 nucleotides long. It is a transcript of the gene BRMS1L, whose product is annotated as breast cancer metastasis-suppressor 1 like. Gene Ontology annotation, biological process: negative regulation of transcription by RNA polymerase II. Gene Ontology annotation, molecular function: histone deacetylase binding. The record is from RefSeq and is a predicted model, not a curated record. Gene Ontology annotation, cellular component: Sin3-type complex. The coding region runs from base 395 to 1222 and encodes 275 amino acids. Lineage: Eukaryota; Metazoa; Chordata; Mammalia; Primates; Tarsiidae. The transcript is spliced from 11 exons.
CCGGGCCGGGGGCGGGGAGGAGCCAAGGGGGAGAGCGAGCUCGGCCGCUGGGUGGGUCGGGGCGUUCAGCGCGCCCUUCAUUGAAGCGGCGGUGGCCGGGCUGGGCGCCGGGAGUGGGAAGCGACGGCGGGGCUGGAAAAUGCCGGUCCACUCCCGAGGGGACAAGAAGGAGACCAACCAUCACGAUGAGAUGGAGGUGGACUACGCCGAAAACGACGGGAGCAGCUCCGAGGACGAGGACACGGAGAGCUCGUCGGUCUCCGAGGAUGGAGACAGCUCAGUUUGACCUUUAUUUGGCGAAGAGCAAGAUGCAGAUCAUUUUGUGCUUCAGUUAUUUUGAUGCAUUGAAUAUAUUGUAUCAAAAUAGAAGAUGUGAAUAUAGGACAGACCUGAAAUGGAUGAUGAAGACUGUGAAAGAAGAAGAAUGGAAUGUUUAGAUGAAAUGUCUAAUCUUGAAAAACAGUUUACCGAUCUCAAAGAUCAACUUUAUAAAGAACGAUUAAGUCAAGUGGAUGCAAAACUACAAGAAGUCAUAGCUGGAAAAGCACCAGAAUAUUUGGAACCACUGGCAACUUUACAGGAAAAUAUGCAAAUUCGUACAAAGGUAGCAGGAAUCUAUAGAGAGCUCUGCUUAGAAUCUGUAAAGAACAAAUAUGAAUGUGAAAUUCAAGCUUCUCGCCAGCAUUGUGAGAGUGAAAAGCUUUUGUUGUAUGAUACAGUCCAGAGUGAACUAGAGGAGAAGAUAAGACGGCUUGAAGAGGAUAGACACAGUAUUGAUAUUACCUCAGAGCUGUGGAAUGAUGAGCUUCAGUCAAGAAAAAAGAGGAAGGAUCCUUUCAGUCCUGACAAAAAGAAGCCAGUUGUUGUUUCAGGUCCAUAUAUAGUUUAUAUGCUGCAAGAUCUUGAUAUUCUUGAAGACUGGACAACAAUUAGGAAGGCAAUGGCUACACUGGGUCCACACAGAGUGAAAACAGAACCACCGGUGAAACUGGAGAAACAUCUGCACAGUGCUAGAUCUGAAGAGGGAAGACUGUAUUAUGAUGGAGAAUGGUAUAUACGUGGGCAAACGAUAUGUAUUGAUAAAAAAGAUGAAUGUCCUACAAGUGCCGUAAUUACAACAAUUAACCAUGAUGAAGUUUGGUUUAAGAGGCCUGAUGGAAGCAAAUCUAAGCUUUACAUUUCACAGCUACAGAAAGGAAAAUAUUCAAUUAAACAUUCGUAAUCAUGAUUUAAGUGUUAUCUAAAUCUACCUUAUUAGUGUUACCAAAUGUGACGUGCCAUGAGAGUCAAAAAUGUAUUCAGUAACUUAAUAUUCUCAUUGACUCGUGAGAGAAUGUAUAUCUAUAGGUAGUACUAGACCUUUACUGAUAGUUUACUAAAAAAAAACGAGAAUCAAAAUUUAAUCAUGAUCAUUGCAUUUAUUUGCCUCUUAGGUCUGAUGACCAAUGGUAUACUGUAUAUGGUAAGAAUUUCUUUCUAAACGUUUGUCUUUGGUUUUUUAAAAGAAUUAUGCAAAUUUGUUUUUAGUGAACCAUGGCUACAUUUAGCUGCAAUUUUUAAAAUUUUCCAUAUUUGUUAUCAUGUGUUUGUAAAUAAGACUGAUGAAAUGUUUCCUAUAAAUGAUUUGUACUAGUACAUUCGUGUUAAAUCAGAACUGAAAUUUAAACAUAUAUAUAUGAGUAUGUAUAUAUGGCAUCAUCAGCUUAUUUAGAACUGAUGGCCUUACCUAACAAUCUUGUCUUACCCAAAAUUAAGCUACUGGGUUUGAAAGCUAAAAGGAGCACUUUUGUAGAAUAGCAACUUUCCUUUUCCUCUUUUUUGAUUGUAUGGUGGUGACCUAUUUUUACAAAUUAUACUUAAUGUUAAUUAGUAAAAUUAGUGUCAAGUGGUAACAUGUUUCUAUCUGUAUUUCUUGUGACCCUUUGGAGGGCAGGUAUUUAUACCUGGUAUUUAUGAUGCAGUAUAUAAGUGGUGAACAGUAACUGACAGUAUUGUGGUGCUUGCUGUACAGGUCUGAUCUUUUGAAACAGAUUUUUAGUAAGCGUUUUCCAGAGGUAAAACUAUGUCCUUAUUCUAAUUUUAUUCCUAGGGCAAAAUAGACAAGGAUCAUAUCCUUAAAUCUGUUCCCAAAUUAAUAUUUUUUAUCUUUGGUAUUUCUAUACUUUAAGGCCAUUUGGUGCAAUUUAGAAAGUGUUGGCCUCCUUUCCCUUAUCCACAUUCAAAAUUUACUUCCAAAGCCACAGGAACAGUACAAAGAACUGAAACCCUCACUAUUGCAGCAAAAUUGGCUGUAGUAUAUAUUUAGGGUACAACCAAAUCAAGUAUUCCUGGUGGUCUUGUGCACUUUAAUUUCUGUUACAAUAAGACUUAAGCGGAUGAGGAAGAAAUCUACUUGUUAACACUUAGGGCAGGAAUAGCUGCAUGAUUCCGUUUGUUUUCCUACUAUUUUACCUCUGUAAACAUCUUCCUGUGUGGAUCACUACUUCACAGUUGCCAAAUUUUAAAACAUUUGACUUCUGAAAUUCAGUAUCAGCAAAGUUAUGAUACUUUGUUCUGUUUCUAAUUGACUUUAGCAAAUGUACAUAAUGUCAUAACCCAAUAGUAUUUGACAGUACUUAUGUAUACAAUGUUUGAUAAGCAUUUUUAAUAAGAUUUGUAUUUUUAAAUUUAGUCUGUAAUAAAAAGAUGUGUUUGAGUGUCA